Cooperia oncophora is the source of this 1350-nucleotide messenger RNA. The record is from the annotation of a GenBank genome assembly. Lineage: Eukaryota; Metazoa; Nematoda; Chromadorea; Rhabditida; Trichostrongylidae.
AUGCUAAAAUCGAUGCGACGAGAAGCGAAAAGUAUGGCAGCAUUUCAUUUUGCGAUGGAGGCAGCCAUAAAGAAAGACCAAAAUAAACUCGACGUCUUCCAGGAAAUCGGUGCUAUCCAAGCGCUGAAGGAGGUCGCAUCGUCACCUGAUGAAGUUGCCGCCAAAUUCGCCUCCGAGGCGUUGACCGUUAUAGGUGAAGAGGUACCGUAUAAACUUGCACAACAAGUCCCCAAUUGGACGGUCAAAGAUGUUCAAUACUGGGUGAAAAAGAUUGGCUUCGAAGACUAUGUAGAUCGCUUCGCAAAGCAAAUGGUCGAUGGAGAUAUUUUACUACAUUUGAAUGAAAAAGAACUCGAAAGAGACAUCGGCAUGUCUUCAGGACUCCAUCGGAAGCGAUUCAUUAGGGAACUUGAAAGCCUCAAGAUCGCUGCUGACUAUUCAGCCGUGGACGAGAGCAACCUAGACCAAUUGUUGAUGUCAUUGAGUCCAGAAUUGUCCGUCUAUACCUACAAGAUGCUGUCAUGUGGUAUUAAUCGGUCAUUGUUGGGCUCGUUAACUGACGAACUAAUGCAGACCGCAUGUGGAAUCACGAAUCCGAUCCAUCGGCUAAAGAUGACUCAAGCAUUCCAAAAUGCCAAACAUCCAGAUGAAGUCGAAGUGGCUGUACUAAGCAAACAAAUAGACGUCUUUAUCAGUUACCGAAGAAGUACCGGAAAUCAGCUGGCCAGUCUUAUCAAAGUAUUACUGCAAUUGAAAGGCUACAAAGUGUUCAUCGACGUGGACAAGUUGUACGCCGGAAAAUUCGACUCCUCAUUAUUGAAAAACAUCCAAGCCGCCAAGCACUUCAUUCUCGUCCUUACCCCUAACUCCUUAGAUCGAUUGCUCAACGAUCACAACGGUGACGACUGGAUUCACAAAGAGCUGAAAUGCGCCUUUGAAUAUCAGAAAAACAUCAUUCCGAUUUUCGAUCAAGCCUUUGAAUUCCCUCAAAACGAAGAGCAAAUCCCUCAAGAUAUUCGGAUGAUCACCAAAUACAACGGUGUCAAAUGGGUCCAUGAUUAUCAAGACGCUUGCAUGGGCAAAGUAGUCCGAUUUAUCGAGGGAGAACUCAAUCGAACGCCCAGCCUUCCAGCUCCGGCCCACAACGCGCCACAUCCGCGGCGAGCGACCAGUGGCCGAUUCCCGACUUCACAGUCAAGUAUACGACAGGCUUCCACAACGAGUCAUCGAACUGGUGGACGAGCCGGAGAACAUCCGCCGUCAACGCCUACAUUUACACCAGCAUCGUCGACGGACAAAAAUCGAAGGAAACAUCACACUUCCGUUACAACAGUGUACGAUCGUAGCUAA